UCCCUGGCCGGGAUUAUCACCGUGAUGCCUCCGAAAACGAGGGCAGUCUUCGAACCACUGCCCCCUCACCUAGACGUUGACGACAUAGUGAAGGGAACUCCAAGUUUCGAGUUUGCCAAAAGCAUCACAUGCAACUCAAUCGACGAACAUCCUCGGGAAGAUCUUGAGGAGUUCGUUCUCCUUUACGUUGUGCGGCUAGGAAUACCGCUACAACGCCACGAAGUUCACCAUGCUAGGGAUCUCGGGAGAGGAUCUAACCUUGAGAUGUCCUUCGGGCAUUAUCUGAACAAUAUGCGGCUCCUGGCGGAGCAGUUUACCUCGACUCGAUAUAAUGAUCGAGGCAAUGAUCGAGACCCUGCCAACAGACUACAACGAUUAUAUUUGAAAGACAUUGAUUGUCCAAAUGAAUGGCGCCAAUCGCUGGAACAAUUGAUCCCGCCGGCAUUUUUCUACCUGAAUCAAUCCCCCAAGCCCUUUGGUGGCCCGGGUUCCAAAAAUUGCCAGGUGUCACAAUACAUGAGCACACCGCAAGGCGAGCCGAUCGCCCGGGCAGGUGACCUCAUGAGCAGUCUUCCGGUCGAGAUGCAAGCCCAGAACCUCAUGUGCUACAUCGGACAUGAAGGAACAUACACACCAGCACACCAGGAGAUGUGUGCUAGUCUCGGGCAUAAUUUGAUGGUCGAGGCUUCCGAUGGGUCUUUUAGCAAAGGAAAAGCUACCAGGCCGGGCUCUUCUAUCUGGUUCAUGACCGAGACCAAAGACCGCCAUCUGGUCUCCGAAUAUUGGAUGUCGACACUAGGCCACGAUAUCGACUUGGAAGAUCACUUUGCCCAGUUGAGCGCCUGGAGAGGCGCUCCGUUCACGACGUAUGUGGUUGAGCAAAAGCCGGGAGAUCUGAUCCUGAUUCCGCCUCUCGCCGCCCAUCAAGUCUGGAAUCGCGGAACCCGAACAAUGAAGGUGGCCUGGAACCGGACAACGAUCGACACGCUAGAGAUGGCGUUAGAUGAGGCCCUGGCUCAUGCGCGACUGGUCUGCCGCGACGAGCAGUACAAGAACAAAGCAAUUAUUUUCUUCACCCUUGAGAAGUAUUCAAACUUGCUACAGCAUGUUGGGGACAUCAAUCACCCGGAAGUCCGGCUUCUCCAAAACGACUUUGAGCGAUUAUUCGUUCUGUACACCGAUAUUCUGCUUUCGGAGAGUUUCUCGAAAACGCAGCCUGCAGAAAAGAACACCGAGUUUGUUAAAUUUGACGGGAAUAUCACUUGCUCCUAUUGUCGAUGCAAUAUCUUCAAUAGGUUCCUCACCUGUCCGUCUUGCAUUGGACCCGAAGAUGAUACCUAUGAUAUCUGCAUGGACUGCUACGUAUUCGGCCGGAGCUGCGCCUGCAUUUCAAAUCUCAAUUGGGUGGAGCAAUUUCGCUGGAAAGACCUCACCAGCCGUCAUGAAACGUGGCGGCAGCAAAUCCUUGCUUACAAGAGAGAUAAAAACGAUCUCAAAGUCAGGGUCCCAAGCCUUAUCGUGGCUCGCGGUCAACUAGGUCGAAAAACGAUUGCGGAGAUCUGUCAGGAGCAGCUACUCGUGCGACCCUGGGUGGAUUGCAGCAAACCCAAGCCACAGGAGCUGAAAAAAGCAAUCCCAAACGAGCAAGAUCCUGAUUCUGAAGAUAGUACCCAAGCUAGGAAGCGAAGAAGAACCAGUCGCGGGAAAUCCAAUUCAGAAAAGAGUGGUCGUUGCCAUAUGUGUCGGAAUGCCGAAUACCCCUGGAAAAUGGCAUCGUGUGACAAAUGCAAAUUGCAGUACUGCUAUGGUAGUCUGUUCCGAGCUUUUGACAUUUCACCUCAGGAUGCCAUGGAUCGCCCCCAUUGGCUGUGCCCCAAGUGUCAGAAAAAAUGUAAUUGUACACUGUGCAGAAAGGAUCCCACAAUGAACCCUCAUGAGCCCUACAAUAUCCUAUUGGGCCAUGAUACUCGAAAGAUUGCGGAUCCACGCAGUGUCGAGUCAUUGGUCAACCUGCGAGUGUCGAACAGAUCACUGCUCAGGCAGUUCGGUGAUGAUACUGCUCGUCGACUGGAGCGUCUGCAGCAUGAUGCAGAGCAACAGCGCGAUCAGCACCUGAGGGACAAUGACAUCCAUGUGGGAUUCAGUGUUUCUUCGCCCAUGGAUCCCAGCCCCGAUUACUCCGGCUUAUCGACAAACGGGAGUCCCGAAGGAAUCAUUCCGGUAGAUCCGGCAUUGGGCCUUGACUCGUCUUUCUUGUAUCUGGACCAGGGUGCACAGGAGCAAAGUGAUGAAGGAGGAAAUACUUGUACAACGUCCGAGAUGGGCAAAGGGGUGGAUUGA
Penicillium macrosclerotiorum is the source of this 2340-nucleotide messenger RNA. RefSeq names its product putative JmjC domain protein. The transcript has 2 exons. Lineage: Eukaryota; Fungi; Ascomycota; Eurotiomycetes; Eurotiales; Aspergillaceae. The record is from RefSeq and is a predicted model, not a curated record. The annotation marks the transcript as partial.